UUUCAAGUUCUGCAGGAAAAGAAAAGAAAGGCAAACAAAAAAAAGUGUGAUGAAAUUAACAUUAAAACAGCAGUCAAACGAAACGAGUACAUCAAAAUAAAUCCUCCUCACUCCAGCGGGACGGCAGCGCGCAGUGUUCGCAACCGCACGCACGCACACACCGAGGCACUCACGAGCACACACGCGCGCACUUACCUGUUUCCCGAGAAAAGCCUAGCUCCGAAGAGGAGAAGAGUCUCCGAGUGCGCGAGUGAGAGAGAGCGAGAGGGUGUGAUACGGGCCCGAAGAUACGACACCAACCCGACGAGUCUCGAGUGCAUACAGCCAGAGUCCCGCAGAGCCAGAAUCUUCAGGACGUCGUCAUCACCGCCGUCGGUUCGCUCGGUUCAGUCGAUAACGCGAUUUUCCCGCAAAACGUUCUCUCUGUACCGUCUGCGCUGCCGAUUAUAUUCAAUCAAUUCAACCAUUCAUCAUCCAUCGUUUUUUCCAAACCGGUCCAGCAAAACCCAAGAAUUCAUACCACACCAGAAGAAUAUCCCAGGUCCGUUCAAAGUUUCCAUCGCGUCGUACUUGUUUCUAGAAAAAAAAAAUCAAAUUUCCGCGCGACGACGACGACGACGACUAAGCCAAAAGCCGCCCAUCCUCACGGUUUUCCACGUUCCCACACAUCAUUUCGCGGACACUAACACCACACACAUAUUUGCCCCCUCGAAUAAGAGUGGUUCGGUGUGUGGCACGGGCUCCCUUCUGGAACGCCAAAACACGCGCGUGUUCCUUUUGCAGUGCGCGAAUAUCUCCGCGAGUUCGAUAAGUCGUGUGAGUGCGCGAGUUACGCAGUAAAAAAAAGUAGUGGUGCAAGAAGAAGAAUAAUUGCUGCCAGAAGAGUGUACACAGCGCGACAAGCGUCAUCCCAAACGUCAUCAGUCAGCGGAACGCAGGUCGAAGAGCAAGAAGGAGAAACAUACCAAGAAAAUCAGCGCGAUUCCCUCUGAGAAGUAGUAGAAGAGAGAAGUGCAUCAUCCACAUCCACAAAUUCCUAAACGCAGUGUCCUUCCGGUCCCAAGCUACCCCCUAAAAACCCUGUCCUAAACAAAAAGUAAGCCGCCGCCACCUCCCCGUGGGGACGCGAACCGAAACGUUGACAUUCACAGUAGAGGCUCUUUAAAGAAAAAAAAAACGGAAACAAACAAACAAACAAACGGAAAACGGCAGAUAUCGAAACCGCGGAGAAAUUCAUCGUGACGAAACACUAGAGAUUGUGCAAUUUUUGUGAGUAAGCGGAAAGAAGUAUACCUGAAAAAAUAAGUAAAGUAAAAUUUUGUUGAGAUUUGUUUUUGUUCUAUAAGCUAAUAAGGCAACACGUUAGAGGUAAAUUUUAGCGAGGGCGAGAAAAGGUAUUAUAGGACCUGUUUUUAUUUCGUGUCGAAAUCUGAGAUUAAAGUUAGAGUUGCUCAAUAGCUGCGGCAAAAACAUUAAAUUAAACACAUUACAAUUAGGUAGCAGAGGAAGAACCUAUUUUGUGAGCGUUUGAACCAAAGAUUUGAACUAUUACUACUACUAAUCACCAAUAGAAGUGCGAAGAAAACACUGUUGUGUCGUGAGAUUUUUUGAGUUUUCGAUGUAUAUUGUGCAAUAGGAAGACUCCAAUCAAUUCCUAACCUAAAGUUAAGUAGUGCAUGAAAAACGAGAGAGAGACAAUCAACAUAUCAAACGAGAACGGUUCGUGCGUGUGUGUGUGUGUAUGUAUAUCAAGUUUUUACGCCAGGUACCCCAGGUUCUGACUCUUUGAAAAGUCUUCUUCUGACUACGAUCGAAGUGAACAGAGAGCAAAAACAAAAAAAUAAGAUACAAACAAGUUUCCCGAGGUCCCGCGUUCCAGAAGAAAUCUAACCAACUCCACAACAACAACAAAAAAAUAAAACCGGGCAGGGCACACGGUAGUUAGCUGGCUGCAAAGCCAUCGCAAGUGAGAAUCUGAAGAAACAACAGAAACAGAGAGACAGAGGAAAAAAAACCAUUCGUACGUAAGAUUCGAUCUUAAGAACGACGGGAAAAAGAAGCGAUUGUUUACACCACACAGCGCAGUAAAGAAGGAAGAAGGUCUUUGGAAGAGCGUUCACGAGAUUCAGGUUUUUUAUUAUUACUAUUUCCUCGACCCGUUGUUGUUACCUUUUUCUGCUGCGGCUUCGGUCGUUCUUUUGCGCGAUCGGACUUUGUGUGUGAUCAUCGGCGCGCGGGUAGAAGAAGGUAGAAGGAAGCCAGGGAACGAAAACCGGUUACAUACAUAUAAUCAAAAAUAAUUACGAUAAAUAUAUUUCUCGUCUUUCGUGUUCGUCAUGGUUAAACUCUUGAGCGCGGCCAUAUCGUAGAACCACACUGGAAGAACACUCACGACCGUACUUAUUAGCGUAGACCAAAAGUCAGGAAGAAGGGGGAGAACAGGAAAAAAGCGAGCAAAGGGUGCGUUCAGGCAAUCGAACAGAAAUUAGAAGAAAAAUCCAAUCAGUCAAUAUACAUAUACAACCGCGGAAGCGAACACAAAAAUAGGUGUAUUUUUAGAAGCUAGAGUUCCAAACAAUCCCGAAAAGGUGCGAGAGAGAGAGAGAGUGCGAAGAAAAAAAAACCGAGAGACAGAGUGAUGUGUUUUGUAUUCUGAUAGCAUUUUUUGCGCUAAACAAUCCCAGUUUUUUCGCGGAGACACCAACUCCCGGAAUACUACCACUAGCGGCUAAGUAAGAUAAUAAUAUAUCAUCGAUUUAAGGAGAAAGCGUUUUGACAAUCAAUUCAACCGCUGUUCAGACCAAUCAGGUGCGCACGGGAUCCCAAUCAAGCAAGUGAACGUGCCCCAAAUCGAGUCGUGUUUCCAAACUCUGACAAUCUUCUAUUUUCUAAAAAAAAAACUUUUAAUAAUCUACAUUGAGAUUUUUACAUGUAAAAAACAUAUCUAUAUAGUGUAUCUGUCUAGGCCGUAGUAUAGUCGAAUCGUAGUAGAAACCGCUCCACUCGACGACAAUCAAUCUGCAAUCAAUCAAUUGACAAUCUGUUCUAUAUAUUUCCGCCACGUGAAGGCACACACACAGACAGUAGCAAAUAUCUAGCAAAUAAACAUAAUCGUUAAGGUGUUAGGAAAAAAAAGUGAAGAAGUAAAUCGUUCAAUUAUCAAAGUUAGGAUUAGCGCAAGUAAAGUCGUUGUUCACAGUUCUUAGUUAUUGUUGGAUGCAAUCAGCAGCCGUCACUAUUCGUUUUUGAAAGUUAAGGGUAGACAACAAAAAGCACGCGAAAGCAAAAAUCAAUCUCAACACUUACCCCACGCACACUAGAGAUAAUUUACGUCACCACGUAUUUCCGACCGGGUCCGAUCUUUGUUCCCCCCUUUAUACCGCCGCCACUAGCGCAACAUCAGCAACAACCAACGGUAACCGCGGGUCUCUCGUCAGCGGCUUCCACUGUAGUUGGCCAACCGAUCGGUUCGAGUCUACCGACCGCCUAUCCGGCGCAGUUCCCUCUGUAUCCUAGCUGCAACUCGACCCCGUCCUCUACCGGUUCGUCCGUAGCGGCGACCACUACUGCCCUCUACAAUAACGGUACAGCCUGUAACGCUGCCCUACAGCUGUGCUUCUGCGGUCACUGCAGCUAUCAACACUACCAGCAGUCGCAUCAGCAGCAGCAGCAGCAACACCAGCUGCUCCUACAACAGCAACCGCCUCAGGCGACCCCUGCUACCAUCAUACCGCCGACUCCUUCUACCAUCAUACCACCAACUCUGAUUUUGAGUCGCUACACCGAGAUCAACCUCGGCACCGGAAGUAACUCCCUGAGCGGAAGCGAGCCAAGCCUAGUCUCCAACAACAUUCCCACCGGCAAAGAGAUAAUGGUAAGCGUUCCCACUGACGACGGACCAAUCGAACUAAUUUCAACAGCAAGCAACAACGAAAUGCGUGGUAGCGACGAACUCCUCAGUCAAGCCGCAGUCAUGGCACCUGCCUCGGACAACAACAACCAGGAUCUAGCAACCAAGAAGGCCAAACUGGAACCGAACACAGUGAUCGGCGUGGGUGGCAUUACGAAACCCUCCCGCGUGGUCCACAUCCGCAACAUCCCGAACGAGUCCAGCGAGGUGGAUGUGAUGCACCUGGGUGUCCCCUUCGGUCGGGUGACCAACGUGCUCGUACUCAAGGGAAAGAACCAGGCCUUCCUGGAGAUGGCCGACGAGACGGCGGCGACCAGUAUGGUCACGAUGUUCACCGCUACGCCACCGAUCGUCCGCGGCCGGACAGUCUACGUGCAGUUCAGCAACCAUCGGGAGCUGAAGACCGAUCAGAACCACACAGCGACGAACGCCUCUCUACAGACCCAGGAUCUCACACAGUCGCCCACUGGCUCACCACUGCCCCUGUCGUUGGACCAUGCCAACACUAACUCCAACUCCGGCACGACCGGCAGCGGGGGCAACGCCCAGGGUGGUCCCAACACCGUGCUGCGGGUUAUCGUCGAGUCGCUGCUGUACCCGGUGUCGCUCGAUAUCCUCUACCAGAUAUUCCAGCGCUUCGGCAAGGUGCUCAAGAUUGUCACCUUCACGAAGAACAACUCGUUCCAGGCGCUGAUCCAGUAUCCGGACGCGGCGACAGCUCAGCACGCCAAGCAGACCCUGGACGGGCAGAACAUCUACAACGGGUGCUGUACGCUGCGCAUCGACAACAGCAAGCUGACCUCGUUGAACGUCAAGUACAACAAUGACAAGUCCCGGGACUACACGAACCCCACGCUGCCGUCGGGCGAACCGGGCAGCGAUGUGAUCGCCAGCGCCGGCGGACUCGUGUCGGCCGGUGAUCUCCUGCUGCUGGCGGCCGGUCAGCGUCCCCAGCUGACCCGGGAUCGACUAGUCAAAUUAGACAAAUCUCCCUAUUUUCUAGUGAAUGGCUUAGCGACCCCCGGUGUGCUUCCACCGUUCGGUCUAGGUCUCGGAACGCCAGCCCUCGCGAGCGCAUACGGUGGCGCCCUGCCGAAUCUCGGAGCGUUCGCGCUUGCCUCCAACGGUGCCCUAGGGACACCCAAUCCGGCCGUACUGCGAGGACUCUCCAACGUGCUGCUCGUCUCCAAUCUCAAUGAGGAGAUGGUCACGCCUGAUGCUCUAUUUACCCUCUUUGGGGUGUAUGGUGAUGUACAACGUGUAAAGAUUCUCUACAACAAGAAGGAUUCAGCACUGAUCCAGAUGGCUGAACCUCAUCAAGCGUAUUUGGCUAUGACCCAUUUAGACAAGCUCCGCAUCUGGAACAAGACGAUCCGUGUAAUGGCCAGCAAGCAUCAGGCGGUGCAGCUGCCGAAGGAGGGCCAGCCGGACGCCGGCCUGACCCGCGACUACGCACAGAACCCACUGCACCGAUUCAAGAAGCCGGGCAGCAAAAACUAUCAGAACAUCUAUCCACCGUCUGCCACACUGCAUUUAAGCAACAUUCCAUCUACCGUCACCGAGGAGGAGAUCAAAGAAGCCUUCACUAAAAAUGGUUUCGAAGUCAAAGCUUUCAAGUUUUUCCCGAAGGAUCACAAGAUGGCCCUGAUACAGCUCAGCUCGAUCGAGGAGGCUGUGUGCGCUCUGAUCAAGAUGCACAACUACCAGCUAUCGGAGUCGAAUCAUCUGCGUGUCAGCUUUUCCAAAUCCAACAUCUAAGAGCGAUCAACCGUUCAGUUUACCUUAACCGACACACACACAGCCACUCAACAAGAGCGCGCACGCGCUCGUUUGGAGCCCAUCGAAGCCUGCUCUCAGCAUCAUCUUAUCCCCGCGGAUAAAAAUAAACAAAUUGACUUGAAGAUUUUCGUGCUUGAAACCCAUCAACCUCUUCGCCCCCACCCCCCAAAUGUGCAACUAUUCAAACCACAAAUCGCAGAACAAAAGAGACUGAACGACGAUAGCUGCAAUAGGUGUGCGAGCGAGCGCGAUUGUGUGUAGAAUUGUAAUCGUUCUUCUGAGGACUCGAUAAGGUACCAGCUCCUCCACAUUUCCGAUGUAAUAAUUAUCUUCCGCCAAACCACGUCAACUGCUGCGUCGCUGCGCCAUUGCUUUGAGAAUGAGAAAACCAAAACCACACGAAGUGUUUGAAAAUGGGACUCGGUCAAAAAGCGAAACAAAUCAAAUCUGGUAGUGAAAUUCACAACAUGCCCACAUAGCAUAGACCCAGAGAUCAAACGGAUAUAGAGCGAAACCAAUCCAACACAUGUGUAAAUUGAAGUUGUAAUCUUUUUAACUAGAGGAAAAUUAGGAGAAAAAAGCACGCGUUAAAAAUGGGAACAAACUAUACCUAAUUAUAUCAAACAAAGAAAUACAAAACUUACACACACAUACACAAAAGGGCAGGAGGCAGGAGGCGCAUUCGACGGACCACCGGACGAUUCCGGACGAUGGAAUUAUGAAUCUUCUAAUAUCAGCAGAGAAAACAAAAAAAAACUAGUAGAACACACGAGAUUAUCAAAAUAGAGAAGAGCUACUAGAGAGUAAGGCAACGGAACAAAAACAAAUGGCAAGACAACAAAAAACCACACACACACAGAUACUAUUUAAGCUGUAGAAGAUCGUAUUUAAAUGUACUAAACAGAAGAUGAAAAAAAAACAAACACAUUCUUAUUGCAUAGAAAUCUAUACACACACACAAAUGCUAGAAGCAAUCGUGUGUACAUUAUCAACAACAACAACAACAAAGCGCAGUUGAAUUGAAGCGAAGAUCUGAAUUAAAAGAAUUUUUACAUUCUCGCGAAAGCGAUGAUUUUGGGUUUUUUUUCAUCUAUUGAAGUUUCUCUUCCCCCGCAAUCGAUAUAGAGAGAAAGAAAGAGAGAGGGACACGAUCUGUGAGUGAGCGUGUGUGUGUGCGUGUGCGCGAGGUGUGUGUGUGUGUGUGUGCAUGAGUGGAUGCGUGAAGGAAGAAUCAGAGUUCGAGAGAACAACUCGAAGGAAAACAAUUACUGUAUUAUUAAUUACUAGUUAGAGUUAGGUUAAACACUAUUUUUAGGGCACCUAUAUUUACCACCUAAUGAGGAGGAAAGCAGAAGGCAGAAGAAACAAACGGAAGGAACAAAAAAAAAACAAACAAACACACACAGAGAGAAAACGAAUAAUUUCCAGUAUUGUUUAAUGUUAUAAUUAUUCUUAUUAUUGUUGGUAUAGAGAGGGGGGCGAAUGGUUACGCAAUGUGUAUGUGGUACAUAAAGAUAUAGGUUUAUGUGGGAAAGCAGCUGGACCAUGUCAGCGCCUGCUUCGCUCUGAUGACACAAAGCAGGCGCAGGGGUCAAUUAUAGGAUUUAAUUCUUUUUUUUUGUCGUAUACCCAAUGUUAAACGUUUAAGUUGUAGUUAUUUACAAAUGGUUAUGUAAGAUUUAAGAGGGGAGUUAUUUUUCUUAGUUGCAAUAGCUUUCGCCGGAAAGCGAAGGUAGUGUCUCUUCGGGCCCGGGCAUAUAUCGGUGCUGUGUAUUCGUGUGUCGAAUACUAAUGUGUGAGUGAACGCGCAAUUGUUGAACGCCGUGAUUAGCUUUGUGAUCGUUUACCAAAAAAAAACCACUCAAACGGCGCAUUGAAUAUAGAUAGGGUAAGAGGAAGAGAAACAAAACAAACACAAACACAAACACCCACCCAUCCCAUGUUGUGGUGGGUGUAUCUUUUUCGGAAAUUGAAACUUUUUUCUAUCACUUCCUAUCGUAUUAACCCUAUGUUCGCUAAAAUGUUUGAUUUAUCACCGGUUUUGGGUUCGAAGCGAAAAGUAUCUAUACACACACACACGCACUACAUAUUCGCUACAAAAUGCUGUAGCACAAGUGAGAAUAAGUGUCAAAUCAAACAGGUUAAAUAAGGCAAGACAACAUAAACAAAAAAAAACUUCAAUCCAAUCAUAUUUGAAGAAGAAACAAUGCUGAAAACAAUCAUUCGCGUGGAAAAAUGCGACUACAAUUCAUCAUCAAUGUGUAAACACGUGUAAAUGCCACGCAUCCGAACAAAAAAAACACUCAUACCUAGGAAAAGGAAGAGAGUAAAAAACACAUAGAGAGAGAGGCGAGAAAUUUACUCACACUAGGAAGAAAAUAUGACAAACAAAAAAAGUAGGCGUUGCAUUUUUGAGCUUAUCGAUGAGUAAAACCGGAAGUGAAACACUCUUAUUGAAGUAAUUAUAUAGAGAGAGAAAAAAUUGGAGAAUUAUAGAAAAAUAACUAUAAAAAGUGGUGAUUAAAUCAUUAAACAGUUUUUUAUGAUUAUUAUGAUAAAAAAGGUAUAUUAAAACUAUAUAUUUAGAGUAUUAAUCUACAUUCAAAGAAGCAGGAGAGGAAGGGAAUAGCUGGGCAGCUGGACCCAGGAGCAAAUCAUAAAAAAAUGGGUAAACAAAUUAGGAAAAAUUUAAAAAAAAAUAUUUACACAAAGACAUAGGCAGCAUGGAUGACAGGCGGCAGAGAAAGAGAGAGAAAGGAAGGAGAGAAGAUAAGAAUUUAAGGGAGAAAAAACAAGUGAAGCACGAAGCAGGGUGACAAGCGAUCGAGGCGCUUACCCUAAACCGACGAUAGAAAGAGAGAGAGAGACACACACACACAUACGGAAGCCCUCGAAGAGAGUGCCCCUGAGUGUGCGCGGGAACUUUGCUUUUCGCCGCGGCCAACGGGGGGCCGGGAUAAUUCGAAUAAAUAUAUGCGAAAUCUCGACAAUCAGAUGAUGUUAUAUUUUAGCGAUACAUCUUUAAUCUUCAAACUCUAUUAUUAUAUACUUGUAAACAAUGAAAAAAAAAACAAACAGCUAAAUUCUUAUUAUACACAGUGAAAAAUUAAAGACCCCACACAGAAAAGAAACACAAACAUACAAACAAACGUCGCGUUUGGAAGUCAAAUACUGAGCGCGAUGCUCUUUUAGAAUCUGAUCGAAUCUGAUACAGACACAAACAGACACACACACAAACACCCAUGCAAGCAAGUAAAUGGAUAUCACUAACUAUAUCUUAGCUCUUAAAAAUAAUAAAAAAAAAACAAACUUACUCAUAAAUAUUCCCUAGACGGAGAAAAACGUAUCUAUACAUUUAUUUUUUAAACAAUUAUUUUCAUAAGAUAAAUUUUCCUACUGCUAUCACACCUACCCACUAUCGAAACUACUUCUAAUAACACUUAUUUAAGACAAGAUGAGACACACGAGAAAACUACUCCCCCUUAGUUGUUAGAACAAAGGCAGACGCGAAGCUGCAAAUGAAAAUGAAAAAAAAAGGAGAUUUCAAAUCGUAGCGAAACAAACAACUAAUAAAACAAAACACAAGAAACUCGUUAUUGCUGCUAGCCAAAAGUCGUUUUAGUUUCGUUAAAAAUCGAUGAACUAAGGAAGCAAGAAGUGGUGGAUAUGAUUAAAGAUAGGUUGAAAUAUGGACCCAACAAUAUACACACACUCUCACCGAAAAGGAAAAAAAGUAGACCAAGAAUACAUAAACACACACUCAGACACACACACAUACAACAUAAAGCAGUAAACCAGGAAAUCUCUUCCGCUCGAUGAAGCGCACUCUGCGGUAUAUAUUUGUUUGUUUGUUUGUUUGUUCGCUCUCUCGUGCAAACAAAACCCAUUCUAUUUAUUAGUUUUUUUUAUCGUAUUAUUAUCCUCCUAUUAUUACAUUUAAGCUACCAAUCUGAAAUAUCUCUAUACUCUAUCUUCUAUAUUCUAUAAGCAAGUGAAACAAACAAAACAAAAAAAAAGUUAGAAUCUAUCUAUUGUAAAACAAACAAAAAAAACACGUGAAAAGUAAUUAAAUAUCAUACAAAAAAAAAUAUCAAUGUAUUUGAAGUUUAAUCAAAUAAGAGAAAGCUGUUCGUACUACGUUUAAAACAAAUAAUUCUACGCUAGCAAAGAAAACUAAAAGAACAAAAAAAAAACACUGAUGAGAGGCAGCGGGAGGACAAAACAACCACAAUGCGAUACAAUCAAAUCUAAUCUACUUUGCAUUUAACGCAACUCAACAGACUCACGACGACCAAGACGACUAAAAUCUAUUCUCAAUCUACUGCGACACACAAACACAUAAAUAUUUCAGGGGGUAACUUCUGUCGUAAGGUUAUUCAAAAAAAAAUCGGUGUAUAUUAUUAUGAUUGCAAUAUCUGUGCACUACUGAGUAUCGUUUACUUCGUAAGUAGCCCUUAGUUUCUACCUGUUUUUUGUCUCAUAUUAAGCUAGAUGAUCUAAUUUCGCGCCUCACACACACACGCACCUCGUGAACAUGGUUUAAAGUGCUUCCGCGGGGUGUUGUGGUGGGGAUGUCACACAGUAUUGAUUCACUUUCUACACAUGCACUCAAUACUGAUUAUCGCUGUGCGACAUCUGUGCAAGGCAAUUAGUUUUUUUUUUAUCCAGAGGAAGAAGGACAUUGACAGUGGGGAAAAUCAAACAAAAAAGUGACAAACAAACAAGAAACAAGAAAAAAACCAAGUCAGGUGUUGUAGUGAAAAUGAUAAUCAAAUGAAAAAACUAUAAACGGUGGUUGAGAACAAAAACACGCAGAAAAAAGGAAGUGAAAUAUGUGUCAAAUAUAUAUCUUAAAUCGAUGCGACAGACAGUGGAAUUAGGGUCAUAAUAGAUAUUAUCUAUAGAAAGAGACACACACACAAUCAUAAACACAUAUACAUUUGAACACGCACGCAAGACGAACACACACAUACACACACAUACAAACGUAGAGUGACAAUUUUCCCCUUGCGCGCGUCUGCAACUUCUUACUUUCAACCCAGCAAACAUUAAAUCGUAAAAUUUGCCGUAUCCUAAGUCCUAUAUAGAGUGGUGUCAAAUCACAGUCGUAAUAAUGUCGAUCAAUAUGUGUGUAUUGCGUAUAUCUGCAAUCGCAUAAAAUAACACGAUUUAAUUUUGCACGACAGAUUAAGUCGUAAUUCGGUAUGACGGGCAUCGGUUUUCUGACCCACCCCAACAAACAAUCAUUUUUAAAAUGAUCGGUCUUGUCGAAUCGAUUUUCCAAACGGCGUAGUGAUCGAUCGAUCUUUGAAAAAUUAAAAACUUUUUUUCGGUUUAUCUGCUUAUUCUAUAUGAAUUUCGUCUUUUCUUUAAACAGGGAAUACAAAUCUCAUAUUUCUUUUCAAACAUCAAACGCAUUUUGUUUUGCUCCUCAGCAUGAAGACCACAGCUAUUAUAGCUAUUACUUGUUGGGACAUGCAGCACUGCGAAAAAUUGUGUUACAUGCUGCGGAAAAUCAUUCAUCAGUAAAUCGUAUUAGGUCGUGAUGAAGGGAAUAUAACAUCAUAUUAUGAAUUUAACACUUCUUGUUCUUCUCGUUUAGUUAGGCAUACCAUCUGGUUGGAGUUGAAAAUCAAGACACCUGAUAUAGUUACGAUUAUGACCAAACCAUUGUGAUUCUUUGAGAAUAAAUAAAUAAAAACACGUGAAAUUUAUUUAUUUAACAUAUUUCUUGACGUUCCUGAAAUGCACGAGCGGCACCAGCUUAUAUACAGAUUUGUAAUUUCAUUGGCCUGUUUCCAAAGCAAUUUUUAAACUAUUUUUCGAGUUAAUAAUUAAUAAGCAUAUAACUCUUAGACACUUUAUCUUUUGAAUAAAAUGAUUAUAAUAUACUUGGUUUAGCUGGAAAAGAAUAAUUAACGCUCAAGGAGAAGUCUAUUUAUCCUCGAAAAUACCCAGAACAAAUAAUACCCCCUUCCCACCAUCAUCAAACAAUUUGGUUUCUUUGAUAUAGUGGAAUAUUCUGUACACCAUAUCCAACAUUUCAUUUUCUCCGUUAUCAAAUGUAUAGCCAAUGUUACCAUUUGUAAACAAUCUGUAUCGAAUUGUCAUCCACACUUCGUUUUUCGCUAAACGCUUCGUUCGGUCCGGCUACAGAAAAGAAAUGGAAUUGGGGGUGAAAAUCAUAAUGCAUAGUCGUUUAAGCGUGACCUUCUUUUCCUUACAUCGUAUGACAACUAAAUGGAUUUCCGAGCGGGCACCAGCUUAUAUAUGGAUUUGCAUGGUUUCAAUAGCAUGUUUUCAAAGCAAUUUUCAAGCCAUUGAAACAAUUUUUCGAGCCAAAAAUUACCAAUCAUAUAACUCUAGGAUAGUUUUCCUUUCGAAUGAAGUGAUUAUCACAUACUAUUCCGUACAGCCGGCAAAGAGGUAUUAAUGGUCAAAACCUUGCACUUCAAUCGUCACGCUUUCGUUUUUGGAACAUUGAAUCUACACCCCGAUACAGAAGUGAAAGACGUAGUCCUACGUCAAAAAUUAACCUGGAAUAUCGAGACAAAACACAAAAAUAUCUCCGUUGCCAGCGAAACAAAAUCUCCAAAUGAAAAUGGUUUUAAGAUCUUGUGGAUCAUCCAACUGCUACUCUUUAUAUGCUCACAAAACUUUUGUCUUAAAAAAAAGGGUUUACUCAAAAACAUAAUACACUGAGAAUAAUUCUGAUUCUAUACCAAAAAAGAAUUUCUAACGAAAAUCAGGACGGCCGAAAUAGAUCUCAAAAUCAGGACAGAUGGUAACCCUAUCUUUAAUGACACUGACGUUUUCUACAGGAACUCCGCCGUUUCAACGUUGUAGAGAUUUCUAUUUCUAUGACCAGAAUGGGAAACGAAUCUGAACCUCUGGCUUGUUUGUUUAGCUUUACAAGGCUGCCAAAUUGGCUUACAAAUGGUAUCAAACUAUGUCAAACUACAUUCAGAAAUACUUGAGGGUACAAAUUGUUGUCAGAUAAUUCAAUUGAGAGCGUUCCCAGGAAUUUGCUACUGUUUCCAAUGAACGAAACUAAGUAUUUUGUUUGCUUGAUUGAGAUGACUUUCUUUUCCUUAGAACGCAGUGGAAAAAAAUAAAUGACAGCUAGGUACAAUGUUAGAGAAAGUUGCCGAAUGUGCUGGUUAUACGAUUUAAUGUUUGCUAGGAACACUCUCUCUGAUUUGGAAUUGCUCGAAACAGCGGCAGUGAAAUCACCCGCAAGCAUUGCCCAAUAGGGUGAGCAAUUCCGGCUCUCACAAAUACAGCAAUCACUUGUUUGGAUGAUGAUGAUGUUGGAUUAAAGAGGCUUUAAACUUUUCAGUUCAUUCGCCUCUAACUUGUUUGGAAUUGCUACAAAUCAUACAGGAUGUACAAUCAUCGAAUUGUUCACCGCGCUCCCUCUCACACAUACUUUCAAGGUGAUGAUGUUAUAAAAUUGUUCACCCCCUCCAAUUCUUCUGAACCCCAGGACGAGUCUACAAACAAUUCUUCUUACAAUGGCACAGUCUUCAACUAUCUCCACCUAGGAAAUGAAACUAGAGAUCAACUUUUUCCACAAAAUAAAAAAAGAUGGCUCCGCGUGAGCAGCGACAUUUAUCUCCAAGCUAGCCAAAAACAAUUACACAAUUUAGCAAGGUCUCUUCGAGUAAAACGUGUAACCAAAAGUCAAUUCAGAAGAAGAAAAGAAAAUGAGAUAAAGUUCCAAGUCGACAAAAUUAUGCGUAUUAAGGGAUAAAUUAUUCGCGCGAACGACACAGAAGCAGAGGCAUCGCGUGUGACUCGCAGCAUAAUUGUUAUUUGUGAUUAUUAUUACUAUUGUUGUUAAAAAUAGAGAGUGCAUGAAAAAAAAACAAACAAAAAAUGGGACAACAGAGGAAGAGUAGGCCAAGUCGAAAAGACAAAGGGAGAAGCAUCAAACAUUUUCGCCUUCCACACACAAACACUAUUCGGAAGGGAUAUUUUAGGUUAGAGAGUUAAAUUUUUAAGUAAACCAAGUGCAAUAUUUCAAAAACUUGCUGCUCUUCAUUCUACUCACACUUUUGAGAACAACUACUCUCUCAUCUCUUCUUUUCGACCUCAGCCGAAAGCGCCUCUGUCAACGAUUAUUUUCGAUCUAUUUCAUCGAAUGAGCUCACCCUUCUCGACAAAAAAGAUUUUUUCAAGUCAUCCAAGUAUGUGUGAAACAGCUCACUCGAACAGAAAACAAGGCCUACUGAGUGAAAUGUAAAAUCCCAAGAUGGGAAAAUAUUCAAAAUCUCCGCCGAAAAUAUUUAGAACAUUAUUUAGAUGAGAAAAAAACGGGACGAAACAAACACUCGCGCCACAAGUUUCACACUAACACGCAUAAAAGCAGACAUCCACAGACACACACACAUAGAGACCCCACAGAUAAUAUUACAUAAAUUUGUAUAUUGAGAAUAACUUUAAACAAGAAAUAGAUAAAUGUUUACAUUUAACAGAAACACACACUCACUCACUCAACUCACAGCGUUCAAGAAGCAUACAUAUGAUUGUGAAUUUUUUAUUGCAAACUUUUACAAUAAGCAACCAAAAUAAGAGAGAGGAGAAGCAGAACGUACGAUAUAAAUAAUAUAACUGGUUAUACGUGAGAUACGUGGGGUAGGCGAAACAAAUUAGCGUUAAAUUGUGGGGACACUUGGACCUAUUCAAACAAAACAAAGCAAACAUUUGAAAAACAAACUUAUUGACAGCAGAAAAUGGCGAUUGUUCAUAUAUACCUAGCGAGCAACAUGAAAAAAACAAAAACAAAGAGAGAGAGUGAAUGCCGCCGAAACUGAAAGACACUUCUCAUCAGCCGAAAAACGGGACAAAACAAUCAAAUUAUGGAACCAUCAUUUUUCAUCUACUCUUUCUUCCUUCUGUGCUAAAUAAAAUGGGAACCAACAGCCAGAGCCUACUAUUUGAUAAUCGCUGACAGCACACACACUCAUUCACACAUUCAAUUUUCACUUUUUCUUCUCUCUAAAAAUUCAAACACAGCAAAAAAUCUGAAUAAAAAAACAACAUAUCAACGGAUGAAAACCAAUUCCAUCUAACGCUUCUUCUACUACUCGAUAUCUUUCUCUUUUCCCUGUUACUUUUUUUUCCAGCACACAAAAUCUGAACAAACAAAAAAGGAUUACUACCUGAGCAAAAAAAAACAAAGAAGAAAAAUGAGUCAACCUUGAGAGCUUUAAAGGCAACCAAAAGAAUUAAAAAAAAAAUCGGAAAGGGAAAAGUGUGCACGAACAAAUAAAAUAACUCAAACAAAAAGACACUAAGAAUGCGCGCGCACGGUAAGGUAUCGAUAGUAGAAAAGGGGCUAGAGAUUAUUAUUAUUAGUACUGUUUUGAUUGAGAAAACAAAAACCCCGCACACAUGCAAACAAACACUCCGCGUUAGUUUAGUCGAAAAAAAACAGAGAAACAAGAGUAAACAUCCCCCAUGUAGAGUGUGGAAGCUGUGCUAGAUAAAUUAAUUACGGUUUACGAUUAGACGCAAAUGAGAAUGUGCAAACAACCUGAAUUUGAAUCCCAAUUCCCCGACACCGACACAAACAUACCUACACCCACAGAGAACAACAACAACAAAAGCCGUUAGCAAAUUGAGUGUGAACAAAAACAACUUAGCGAAAGAUGUGUAACUCUAGAUGAAAACGAAAAAAAAAGAAUGUAAAAAAAAACUAGUAGCUGAGAUUAAAGAAAAACAAACAAAAAAAAACUAGCGGAAAUUAACCCCACACACACAUGUGUGAUGCGCUAAUCAAAGCGCUGGUAAGGAAGAAAGAUAGAGGAAAAGCGCAAAAUUCCUGCGUCGUGCUGCGGUUUACGAGGGUACUAAAUAUAGCGAAUUAUCACACAAAAACACACCCCAAAAAAGGAGGAGACACAAGUGAAUCGAAUCAAACAAAACAAAGAAAUCAAAGAAAUUGAAAAAAAACACACAAGGUAAAGGACAUGUUGCAGAACCAGGAGAAAAAAUACAUAUUUUUACCUUAUUUUUAUUGAUUGAUAGGAGCGGGGGGAGUAUUGAAAAAAAAAACAAAACGGGAAAGAGAGAAUGACAAACCAUCAGCAGCAAAAAAAGAAGCAAAAGAAACGCGCGAAGAAAGUGAAAGUAAACCUUGGGAAAUCAGGAACAAUUAAUCACAAACACACACCCACACAGAAAAAAAAGAACUAAAUCAGGCCUCAGACACUUCGACAUUAGACAUCAGACACAACUACCGUAACAAAUUGUUGUAGGAAAAAAACACACACAUACAUACAGACAAACACAUACACACACACGCGAAUAUGUAUAAAGGUGGAGCAGUGGAAUCAAGCGGAAAUGCAAGAUGUUUAAAAAAAAAACACAGGAAACUGGAAACUGGAAGUAAAAGUUAAAAACACAAUGGAAUGUAUGAAGAAUAUAUAUUAUAUAUUAAUGAUUAAAAGUAAAAAAGUAUGGCUACGAUUUUGUCGUUUUAUAAUAAAAAAAAACAUUUAAAUAAAAUUUAAAAAAACAAGUACAUUAUACACAUAAAAAUGAAUAAAAAUUGUAAAAAAAUGA
Molecule: messenger RNA, 16258 nt
Organism: Toxorhynchites rutilus septentrionalis
Lineage: Eukaryota; Metazoa; Arthropoda; Insecta; Diptera; Culicidae
Gene: heph
Product: polypyrimidine tract-binding protein 2
Exons: 12
Coding region: 3872-5668 (598 amino acids)
Biological process (GO): mRNA processing; regulation of RNA splicing
Cellular component (GO): nucleus
Molecular function (GO): mRNA binding
Source: RefSeq, a predicted model, not a curated record